Molecule: messenger RNA, 1427 nt
Organism: Oncorhynchus tshawytscha (Chinook salmon)
Lineage: Eukaryota; Metazoa; Chordata; Actinopteri; Salmoniformes; Salmonidae
Product: tumor necrosis factor receptor superfamily member 10C-like
Exons: 7
Coding region: 114-986 (290 amino acids)
Biological process (GO): regulation of cell population proliferation
Cellular component (GO): external side of plasma membrane
Molecular function (GO): cytokine binding; signaling receptor activity
Source: RefSeq, a predicted model, not a curated record
CGUGCACAUGGCACAGCUGAACUACACCACAUUAUAGUGGUUUUCAUAUAGUAUUAAAUCCCCCCCUGUACAGGUUCACAGACAGCCGUGCUCUUUUCUAUAGCGAAAGUUAUAUGAUGAUCCUGUCUGGAUUUUGGGUGCUCAUCUAUUUAUGUGUAUUCACUUGUAAAGGAUUUUUAAAUGCAGUGGAGGCAACUUUCGAAUGCAAAAAAGGUGAGAUGAUAAGUAGACGGAAAGGAAGAUUUUGUGACCCAUGCCCUGAAAGGCAAUACCAGGCAGGACCAAAUCGCUCUCAGCGAUGUGAACCCUGCACCGACUGCCUUGAGAACAGUGAAUUGAUAUCAGAGUGCACGAAGACUUCCAAUGCUAUAUGUCAGUGUCGUACAGGAUUCAUUAGAAGGAACGAUGAGUCUUCGUUAUGCAAGUGUGCCAAGGGGUCUGGGCUGGAUACAUCAGGAUUAAUAUGCCGUGAAUGUAAGGAGGGAUCCUUUUCCACCAAAAUGGACUCUAAAUGUGUGAAAUGGCGAGAGUGUAGGAGUGGAGUGAGGAUUCUGGGCAGUGUGACAUCAGAUGUGACCUGUAAUGAGAAUUCAGAGCCAGAGGGGAAGGCCCUCUCCUCCACACACACCACUUCCCCAUCUGGCUCCAUCCAGACCUUUUCUAAGUCAUUGAUCCAGAGCCAAAGGUCAUCCCCUCAUCCUGAUGUCCCCACCUUAACACCAGCCCCCACUAUCAAGGUGACCAAAAGUCCCAAGUUCUCAACGGCAGACUUUGGCCAAGUAAUGACACUCGUGGGAAUUGUCCUGCUGCUUACUUUUCUACUGACCACUGUGACCUGCAAACUGAUCACCAUUCCUUGCAUCAAGAACCACAAGAAACCAGCUGUCAGAAAAUCUCAGGACUCAAUGUGCCGGAGGCCAGUUGAAGAAAGUGGAGACAGCAGUUUCUCUUCCCUGGUAAAACAACCAAGUUUGGGGGAGCCAUGAUAGAGAUACCUGGCUCUCUGUCUGUCAAAUAAUUCAUAUUGUCAAAAUGUUGCUGUUAUUCUCAAUACUACUCCUUUAAACCAGAAACAGUUUUCGAAAAUGUUAAAAUAUUGUCAAUAUUUGUUUAUCAUGUAUUCUGUUAUUAUGGAAAAGCAUUUUAGACAUUACUUUGUUUUCAAUCUAUUUGUCAACAAUAGCAUUAUUCUUGGCUGAGCUGGGGGAUCUAGAUAUUAUUUUAUUUUCACAAAUGGGCAUCUGACAAAAUAAUGAUAAAUACUACUUCCUGUUCCUUCAGGUGUCUGGUUAGAUUUACAGGGGAGAUUAUGUGAAAACAAUGCUAUGGUGGCAAAAUAAUGUGGCAACAUUUUGUAAAAUGUGUAUUGUGUUAAAUGUUGUGGUUGUUUAUGUCUUUGCAAAUAAACUUUUUCACAUUUUGCAUGA